AUGACAGAUCAAGCUCCUGCCAUCGCUGCUGCAAUAAAGGAUGUGUUCCCCGAGGCUAGGCACCGUUUGUGUGCGUGGCAUCUUGGAGAGAAUUCAAAAAAGAAUAUUGCUACCCAGAGAGCUAUGAAAGGUUUUACUGAAUUGUUUAGUUAUCUGUUAAAGUACUGUGAUACAGUGGCUGAGUUUGAACAUUAUUGGCCAAUAUUCAUUAAGAGCUAUAAGUGUGAGAAGAACGUUUGGUUGAAUAAUUUGUAUAUGAUUAGAGAGCAUUGGUGCCGUGCGUAUUCUAAGGAUUCUUUUUUUGGCGGUGCUUUGUCUUCUCAAAGGAGUGAAUCAACUAAUAAUUCUAUUAAAGAUAGGCUGAGGAAGACAGAUGGUUUAUGUGAUUUUUAUCACUUGUUUUCAGAUGAGCAGCUUCUGAACGGAAUUUCAUUGAAUAAGGAACGUACAUUUGAAGAUGUACAAAAAGUUGUUUAUCUGAUAUGGAAGCCUGCUACAGAUGAUUUGAUAAGGCAUAAGGUUACGUUCAACAAAAUUACAUUUGAGGCCAAUUGUACAUGCAAGCAUUUUUCUGAAGUGGGGUUAUUGUGUUCACAUAUUCUUCGUAUAUAUAGUAUACAUUGUAUUGGUGUGCUACCUAAGCAAUACAUUUUGAAGAAGUGGGCGAAAGCUGCUAUGUGCAGCACUAUUGUGGAUGAACAAUUCUCUAAAGCAAAUGUUGUUCCUGCUUCUGUUUGGAGAUUCCAAACUAUGAGGAAGUUUGUUCGUUUAGUUACAUCUUGUCAAGAUUUCCUUGAAUCUAGAGUAGAAAUUGAUACUGCUUUUGAUUUGUUAAGGCAAAAAGCGUGUAACAAGAAGAAGGCUUGGAGAAAACAUGCUGAAAAACAUGCUGAAAAAGUCAACGCUAAAGCGCAAGCUUUUGUUCAGGAGCUUGAUGGCUUGGGAAAUCUUCUCAUUUAUUCUCAUCCAAGUUCUGGCUCAAAGUUACGUGUAUUAGGUUUAUCAUUAGUUGAGGAGGAUAUUUGUGGUAAGAGUGAAGUACCAGAUGUUGUGGAUUCUUUGGAAUGUUUUGUCCAGGGUGUAUUUGGAUCUCAAUCUAAGAAAAGGAAAGGAAUAUAUUCGACAUGCACUCCAAAUUCCGCUAACAAGGAGUUGACUUCUCCUGCUGCUCGUGUAUCACUCUAUGAUGAGAUUAUGGCCAAUUUUGAUAAAUAA
Messenger RNA from Spinacia oleracea (spinach), 1215 nucleotides. RefSeq names its product protein FAR1-RELATED SEQUENCE 5-like. Gene Ontology annotation, molecular function: zinc ion binding. Lineage: Eukaryota; Viridiplantae; Streptophyta; Magnoliopsida; Caryophyllales; Amaranthaceae. The transcript is spliced from 7 exons. The record is from RefSeq and is a predicted model, not a curated record. The coding region runs from base 1 to 1215 and encodes 404 amino acids.